GGCUUGGCCAAAGGACUUGUUGCGCGAGACCAUUGUUCCACCAUCAGGUUCGAUAUCCCUUCGAAAAAUUGCUGAUCCAAGUUCACUCGAGGAGCAAGAGCUUGGAGCCAUCCUUGCCAUCAAGAACUAGCCUCGGAACCGUGUCUCCGGGUCGCUGUCCAAUCCCAUGGCAUACGAAGUCGAAGACCUUAUCGAAAAUUUGAUGACUGGUGGUAUUGGCAGCAUGUUUUGGGCCGCUUUUCUCCCGAUUACCAACAGACUCAUCUGCGAUUGCUUCGGAAGGGAUGGAAUGGAUCAAUGUGCUUGUCGCUGUGUAUAUGAUGACUUCGAAAACUCUUUGGUGGGCAUGGAUCCAGAGAGUCUUUCCGUACUUCGCCAACCAGUCGUGGGUAGGAUUACAAGUGUGCUUUUUGAUGGACAACUUUCUUGGCUUCUCAGCUCAAGGUAUCGGCCUAGAAUGGUGUAGCGCGGAUGCUUUAUAAAGUUCGGGUAUCCAUGGAAAGGUCAUAUGAUACUUCAAGGAGUCUUCCUUUCUCUUUCUGCAG
Molecule: messenger RNA, 545 nt
Organism: Mollisia scopiformis
Lineage: Eukaryota; Fungi; Ascomycota; Leotiomycetes; Helotiales; Mollisiaceae
Exons: 1
Coding region: 167-466 (99 amino acids)
Source: RefSeq, a predicted model, not a curated record